Symbiodinium sp. CCMP2592 is the source of this 2286-nucleotide messenger RNA. NCBI's taxonomy places the organism in Eukaryota, Dinophyceae, Suessiales, Symbiodiniaceae. The record is from the annotation of a GenBank genome assembly.
AUGACAAAACCAAAAAAAAAAAGGACAGACCUGAAUGUGCCAAAGUUUGUGAUCGACAGAUGGCAGUCUGGCACAAGCGCCAAAGACGAGAUGGCUGAGCUGUUGUUGCAAGUCAACAACGACAAGGAGAAGUUCAUCACCGAGCUUGAGCUCAUCGUUCGCAAGAUCAAGAAGUUCGUUCUUCAUAUCGACGAAGGCUGGUACAGCGAACAAGAGAUGAAGAGCGAGCUCAAGUGGUCCCAGACAAGAAUCAGUGGUGCCAAGAAGAUCUGCGACGCGAACCCGGCGCUGACCAGGUGCAACCAAUAUGACGGCGUCAAGGAAUAUUACGUGACAGUCAGAGAGACAGCCAAGCAUGUUCAUGCGCAAGAGAACGAGCACACCGAGAAGACGAUUCAGAAGGCAACCGACCCAGUCGACGUGAAGAAGGACGACUUCGCCCUGCUGGACAAAGCCCAGGCACGAUCCGGCAACUCGUCGAUCAAGACCCUCGAGGAUCACAUCACCAAGUUGGACGCAGAAUAUGUGAAGAUCAACGAGGCCAAGGCUAACGGGGAGGCCGCAUGCAGCUCGGCAGUGCUGUCUGCCCGGGCUGUGGUGGAAGAAAUGCCAGCUGCAGCGACUUCUUCAGUGCGAAGGGUUGCCAAGUGCUCUCUUGGGGAUGCCGAGAGGGACAUGCAUAGAUUGGGGAAAAAGUUUCGGUUGAGACUUGGGGUGCCCCUGAGCCGUGUUUCGCUACUGAACAAUGUGCAGAUCGCCCUACUGUUCAUGUCAUCCUGGAUCAAGUAUUUUCUUGAGAAGAACCUUUGGUAUUUCCUAUGUGGUUUACAAGAGCCGGACGAGCAACGAUGUGAGCGACAACUGGGGCUAUUCUGGGAACGUUUUCGUGGGAUUUCACCGAAUCAUCCAGUAUUUCAACGAUCGACGGCUGACCUUUGCAGGACUUGUCCCGUCCUCGUGCACGGGGACGAGGGACGGAGUGCCAAGAAAACGGCAAUCAUGAUAUUGUCUUUUCAUGCUGUUCUUGGCCGUGGAAGCCAGCCAUCGACAACUCCGGGGCCUUCUUGUGAGGAGUCCACGACACAGGAACUGAAUUUUCUUGGCCACACCUUCGCCACACGAUAUUUGCUAUCCGUAUUGCCACGGGCCAUGUACGACGAUGAGGUUGCAGGUAACUUCCAGCGACUUUUGGGCCAUCUUGUUCCGGAUAUGCGAAGGCUUUUCGAGGAAGGGUUGGUAUCCCCUAUCUACGACAAGAAGUUUUAUGUAUGCGUCGUCAACAUUGUCGGGGAUUGGCCAUUCUUGGCCAAGGCAUUCAACUACAAUCGGACAUUUGGAAAUUCCGCGAAGCGCGAGACGUCCAAACAAGUGCCAAAGGGGAUCUGUCAUGCAUGUUUGGCCGACAGGCCAGGCUUCCCUUUCGAGGAUUUCGAAUCCGAGGUGCCGCGGUGGAAGCAAACUGUCAACUCUAUCCCUGCCUAUACUACGACGCCGGUUCUGAUGACGUUGGCACAUGACACGGACGACCCAUCCGGCUUCGCAGGCCAAGAUUACUUCCACGGCUUUCAUCUCGGCGCCGGCAAAAUCUUUAUGGCUUCCGCUCUGGCUCUUUUGAACUACAGUUUCGAUGGUCAGAGCUUCCAGGUUCGCUUCAAAAAGAUGGAAGAAAAGUUCUUCGACUGGUGCAGCCACCAUCGCCAGCAUCCUUACAUCCGCAAGUUGAACCAGGACACGCUGGGUUGGCCUCAUGCAACGGAGCCAGCAAUGGGAGGGUGGAGCAAAGGCUCCACCACACUAUGUUUGCUGCGUUGGUUCGUUUGCUACUGCCACGAGAUGCGAGACACAAUCGCCCAGGAUUCCUUGCUGUUUAUGUCUUGGCAAGCAGCAUGGCAAAUCAACAAAUUCUUUUCGCUGCUGUACCGCGAGAAACUGUGGAUCAUCGCUUCGAAAGCAAAGGAGAUAGCUGCAUAUGGGCGGGCUUUUCUCAGGCUCAACGGCCGCUGUGCAAAGCGCGCUUACGACGAAAACCGGCCGUUGUUCAUGUUUAUGCCUAACUUGCAUCGACUACAGCACCUUAUGAUCAGGAUGGAAGAUCAGGCUCGGGUUUCGACCUGGGUGCAGAACGGCUUGAUGUGGAGCUGUCAAGUCGAGGAGGACUUCAUCGGCCGACCCUCGCGAUUAAGCAGGCGAGUUCAUCCUCGGCGAGUUAUCGAUCGCACACUGCUUCGGUCUCUCACGGCAGCUCAUAGGCAGUUUCGAUCGGCCGGGCUUCUCCGCGACAUGUGA